GAAAGGAAAGAAAAUAUCUGCGUAAUCUUCAAUAUGGUAUCUUUAUUCUUGUGCUCCUAGAUUUCCAUAUUCUUUAGCAUUUAUCUCUAUAGAGAUUACUUGCAUCUCUUAGGACUUUAAUUCUUGAUUCUUGUGAUUUGUUUGAUUGAUUCUCACUUUGAAUUGCUAUUUGAUUCUCGAUUGUUCUUGAGUUCAAUUAAGAGUGAAAAGAAGAUACAACGAGCGGAAAAAGGCAGAGUGGUGAGAAUAUAAGAGGGUAAAAGCCGAUUGAGUGUUAAACACGAGUGUGAGUGACAUCAUAUUGAGGGAAACACGUGAGGGAGUGUUUGUGAGGUUUUUAAUAAUAUCUUGCAGAUCUCGUAACAUGUCACAAAACGGAGGAGAUAAUUCAACUGAAGAGGGGCAACAACCAGGCAUUUCAAAGUUCCAAAUGCAAGCAUUGGUGAGCGAGAUGAGGCGGGUGAUGAGAAUGGAGAUGGAGCAAAUUCAUGAAAGGAUAGACAAAUUGGAAGAGGAGACAACAAAGAGGCAGCCCCCGCCUAGGCGAGUGCAACCAAGGGCACAAUGCGGUGAUGCUGUAGAUGAAGAAGAAUUAGAGGAACUCGAUGAACGUCCAAUGAACGGAGGAAGGUUUGAACGUGGGUAUAGAGGUGCGAACAAUGGAAGAAGGCCUAGGCAAGAUGACGAUUUGGGAAGCAUCAAGGUGACGAUUCCGCCAUUUCAAGGCCGAAACGACCCGGAGGCUUAUCUAGAAUGGGAGAAGAAGAUAGAAAUGGUCUUCGAAUGUCAUAACUACUCCGAAAACAAAAAGGUAAAGCUUGCUGCAAUUGAAUUCACUGAUUAUGCUAUUAUUUGGUGGGAUCAAUUGUUGAAGGAAAGGAGGAGAAAUUACGAGCAACCUGUUGAAACAUGGGAUGAGAUGAAGGCCAUCAUGAGGAAACGUUUCAUUCCAAACUACUACCAUAGAGAGUUGUUCAACAAGUUACAACGCCUAACUCAAGGAUCGAGGAGCGUCGAUGAGUACCACAAAGAGAUGGAAGUUGCUAUGAUCCGAGCAAGUGUACAAGAAGAUAGGGAAGCUACCAUGGCUAGAUUCUUACAUGGCUUAAAUCGUGAAAUAGCAGAUGUUGUGGAGAUGCAACACUAUGUGGAAUUGACGGAUAUGGUGCACCAAGCUAUCAAAGUCGAACAACAACUGAAGCGGAGGAAUUUGGCUAGGAAGGGAACGGGUGCAAUCACUUCAAAUUCGUGGAAGGCAGCACCUAAACGGGAUGAAUGGCCAUCAACCAAACCUAAAUUCGAACCUUCUAAGGAUGCCAAACCAGCGACAACAUUCAAACAAGGUAACACCGAACCCUCCACUUCUAAGAAUCGAGAUAUGAAAUGUUUCAAGUGCCAUGGCAGGGGACACAUAGCUAGUGAGUGUCCUAACAAAAAGGUUAUGGUGCUAAAUGCCCAAGGGGAGAUCGAAUCGGAGGAUGAAAAGGAAGACGAGGUAGAUGAGCUGCCAUCUUUUGGAGAUACAUACGAAGGGCAAUAUGCUGCAGAGGGUGAGUUAUUAGUGGCAAGGCGAGCUCUUAGUGCACAAGGUAAAGAAGAAGAGAACAAUCAACGAGAAAACUUAUUUCAUACUCGUUGUUUUGUAAAUGGUAAGGUUUGCAGCGUUAUUAUUGAUGGUGGGAGCUGCACUAAUGUUGCAAGUACUGAAUUAGUUGAGAAAUUGGGUUUGCCUACCUUGAGGCAUGCUCGACCAUACCGACUUCAGUGGCUAAACAAUAGUGGAGAAAUCAAGGUGACAAAGCAAGUGUUAGUGGCAUUCUCCAUUGGCAAGUAUGAGGAUGAAGUGUUGUGCGAUGUGGUGCCUAUGCAAGCAUGCCAUGUCCUAUUGGGGAGACCAUGGCAGUACGACCGUCGAGCAACACAUGACGGGUACACCAAUAGGUACUCUUUCAUCAUUAAAAAGCAACCCAUGACACUUGUACCGUUAAGUCCCAAGCAAGUUCUUGAAGAUCAACUCAAGAUACAAAAAAAGAGUGAGAAGUGGGAAAAAUACAACUUCAUUGCAAAAAAAAGUGAGAUCAAGAGAGCUUUAUUAUCACAACAGCCCCUUAUAGUACUUAUGUACAAGGAGGCCCUUUUGAGUACUAACGAACUUGUCGGAUCAUUGCCGAGCAAUGUUGUUUCACUUUUGCAGGAAUUUGAAGAUGUCUUUCCCGAGGAGGUACCACCAGGCUUACCACCAAUUCGAGGAAUUGAGCACCAAAUUGACUUCGUACCAGGUGCAACAAUUCCAAACCGACCAGCCUAUCGAAGUAGUCCCGAGGAGACAAAGGAACUUCAACGGCAGAAGGAUGGGACAUGGAGGAUGUGUGUUGAUUGUCGAGCCAUCAACAAUAUCACGGUAAAGUAUCGUCAUCCUAUUCCUAGACUAGAUGAUAUGUUAGAUGAAUUGCAUGGGUCUUGCGUGUUCUCUAAAAUUGAUCUUAAGAGUGGCUAUCAUCAAAUUAGAAUGAAAGAAGGUGAUGAGUGGAAAACUGCAUUUAAAACAAAAUAUGGCUUGUACGAAUGGUUGGUUAUGCCUUUUGGGCUUACUAAUGCACCUAGUACUUUUAUGAGGCUCAUGAACCAUGUUUUACGUGCAUUCCUUGGUAAAUUUGUAGUUGUGUAUUUUGAUGAUAUUCUAAUUUACAGCAAAAACCUUGAUGAUCACGUUGAACACCUAGCACUUGUUUUAAAGGUUUUAAGGAAAGAAAGGUUGUUUGCUAAUCUUAAGAAAUGUACUUUCUGUACGGACAAACUUGUGUUUCUUGGUUAUGUUGUUAGUGCUAAAGGUAUAGAGGUUGAUGAGGAAAAGGUGAUGGCGAUUCGAGAUUGGCCAACGCCUACAUCGGUAACUCAAGUAAGGAGCUUUCAUGGCCUAGCUGGAUUUUAUAGGCGCUUUGUUCGAGAUUUCAGCAGCAUAGCAGCACCUCUUACAGCAGUUAUCAAAAAGAACGUUCCAUUCAAGUGGGGAGAGGAGCAAGAAAGGGCAUUUCAACUCAUCAAGGAUAAAUUGACGAAUGCACCAUUACUUGUUUUGCCUAACUUCACUAAAAUGUUUGAAAUUGAGUGUGAUGCAUCAGGUAUAGGUAUUGGCGGUGUACUAAUGCAAGAAGGAAGACCAAUUGCAUACUUUAGUGAAAAAUUAAGUGGGGCAGCUUUAAACUAUCCUACAUAUGACAAGGAAUUGUAUGCAUUGGUUCGAACUCUAGAGACGUGGCAGCACUACCUGUGGGCAAAAGAGUUUGUGAUUCAUAGCGAUCAUGAAUCCUUGAAGCAUCUAAAGGGACAAUAUAAAUUGAGCAAGCGUCAUGCCAAGUGGGUGGAAUUCAUCGAAACUUUUCCUUAUGUUAUCAAAUACAAGCAAGGUAAGGAGAACAUAGUUGCUGAUGCAUUGUCACGAAGGUAUGUUUUGCUUUCAACACUUAGUACUAAGUUGCUUGGAUUUGAGUAUAUUAAGGACUUGUAUGCAACUGAUUCUGAUUUUGGUGAUUAUUUUAAAAAUUGCACUAAUGGGGCAUACGGGAAGUUCUAUUUGCAUGAUGGUUUUUUAUUUCGGGAGAACAAGUUAUGUGUGCCACAUUCAUCUUUGCGUGAAUUACUUGUUCGGGAAUCGCAUAGUGGUGGUUUGAUGGGGCACUUUGGGGUGGCUAAGACUUUAGGUGUGUUGCAUGAGCAUUUCUUUUGGCCACGCAUGAAACAUGAUGUAGAGAAAAUUUGUGCAAGAUGCAUUAGUUGCAAGCAAGCCAAAUCUAGGCUUCAACCACAUGGUUUGUACACUCCCCUGCCUAUUCCAAAUGCACCUUGGGUUGAUAUCUCUAUGGAUUUUGUUUUGGGUUUACCUAGGACAAAGAGGGGGAGAGAUUCAGUUUUUGUGGUUGCAUGGCAUGCCAAGGACUAUUGUUUCUGA
Messenger RNA from Erythranthe guttata (spotted monkey flower), 3949 nucleotides. The record is from RefSeq and is a predicted model, not a curated record. NCBI's taxonomy places the organism in Eukaryota, Viridiplantae, Streptophyta, Magnoliopsida, Lamiales, Phrymaceae.